AAAAAAAAAACAUACGUAUAAUCAUUAUGUGGUUAGUGUAAGAUAUCGGAACCACAGUCACUUGUAUUCUCGCGUUGGUGCUUGUUACUCGUAGUUGGUUGUCAUGGAAACCAUACCGAAAAACCGAAUGUUUGAAUAUAGAGAUGACACAAUGAAAUUUGUGCGUGAACAGUAUAAUUUAAACACACCAGCCCGGAUUAAUCAAGCCAUUGAUAUCUUAGAAGAUUGGAUUAAGAAGCAGUGUCAUUUUGGGAAGACCGAUUUCUCAAGAGAAUAUCUAGAAAGAGCCAUUAUAAUAUGCAAGGGGUCUACGGAAAAAGCUAAGAAGAAAUUGGACAAAACCUGCACGUUCAGAACUCUUAUGCCUGCAUUUUUCGAAAUCCACAACCCCAGAGACCUUGUUAAAGAAUACGACAAUAUUGUGAUCGACGGUUUCCUUCCAAAACUCACAAAGGAUCACUACCGUGUAUACGUGCUAAGGAAUAUUGGAAAACGUUUCGAAAGCAGUUUCAGUAAUUAUUACAAAUUCACGAUUAUGUUAUGCGAGUAUCUACAGCGAUAUGAUUAUUGCAAUGGAAUUCUAGUCUUAUUCGACUAUCGAGAGACAAAUAUAAUGGAAUUGUUGAAGAAUAUUAGUAUAAUGGAACUACGGCAGGCACUGACCAUUGUUGUUGAGGGUUUUAGUUUCCGAAUCAAAGGCUUGCAUUUCCUAACUUCAUCUAAAACAAUUGAAACGUUCAUAAACAUGGUUGUAAAGCAGGUGUUGAAUGAAAAACUCGUGAAUCGUAUCCACGUACAUAAGGAUAUUUCAACUUUAAAAGAACACAUACCUCUUGAAAUAUUGCCAGUCGAAUAUGGUGGCAAGGAAAAGUCUAUGGAAAAAAUACACAAUGAACUAAUAGAUGAGUUAUCUACCAAAGAAUUUAUGGACUAUCUUCAAGAAAUGAGUGCUGCGAAAACCGACGAAUCGAAACGACAAACGGACAAAUUCUACGAACAGUAUUUAGGCACGCCUGGUUCAUUCAGGUCAUUAAGUGUUGACUAAAAUUUGUGGUGAUCCUGAAGACUAUAGUGGUGGACUUAAAGCAUUGUUCUUAUUGCAUUUCUUGGGUAUUUCAGUGAUACUUUAGGUACCGGAUAGUGCGUUUAUGCUGGUUAUAUUUGUAUUUGAUAAUUUUUAAUAGAACUUUAUUAAAUGACUUAUUUUA
Molecule: messenger RNA, 1208 nt
Organism: Zerene cesonia (dogface butterfly)
Lineage: Eukaryota; Metazoa; Arthropoda; Insecta; Lepidoptera; Pieridae
Exons: 6
Coding region: 104-1045 (313 amino acids)
Cellular component (GO): membrane
Molecular function (GO): phosphatidylinositol bisphosphate binding
Source: RefSeq, a predicted model, not a curated record